AUGUACGAGGAGUUGCUGAUCGGAAUGGAGUUCGAUGUGGCUGUGGGUUUUCUGACGAAAUUGCCCGACACGAUCACUUCGAAUGAAUUGUUCCGAAACAUCGACUACUUGAUGCGAACGAACGGCAGCUCCGAGAACGGAAAAGGCCGCAAGAAGUUCAAUCAGAUCCUCCAAGAGGUGAACGAGCGAAUUUGCGGCUCUUCUAACUUCAAUGGAAACACUCCAUCAAUUCAUCAAAUCACAGAAAACCUCCAGGGAAUGAAGAUGAGCAAAAGCCUAUCGGAAUUCGUCAACGAUUUGCUCAAAUCCCCA
Messenger RNA from Mesorhabditis belari, 312 nucleotides. NCBI's taxonomy places the organism in Eukaryota, Metazoa, Nematoda, Chromadorea, Rhabditida, Rhabditidae. The record is from the annotation of a GenBank genome assembly.